AUGGCCACUGCUCAUUUGUUACGGCAACAAGUGUUGGAUCAGCUGUAUCAAAUACUCAAGAACCCAAUACUGUAUGGAAAUAGCGUCUUGCAAAGCAUUAUAAACGCACCCAAAGACGGUCUUGUAUCUCUCAAACUGGUCUACAGUAUGACGUCCCAACUCAAGCCAUAUCCAUUGGAUUAUGUAGAAUAUUGUGUACCACGCGAUUUGGAUCAACGGUUCCGAUGGAGCAGUGAUUUGACCAGAGUAGGGCUCAAGGACAAUGCAAGGUUCUACGAAACGAAUGCGCUUGGGUUCAUAGAGGAAGAUCUCGAUAACGUAGAUACAAGUCAACCUCAUCAAGUGCAGCCUGUCAUCUACGAUAACGGCAAAUUUUACGUUGACGACGAACAUCAUCGAUUUACAGGGCUCUCUAAUGUGCGUUUCUACGAGUACGAUAAGCUGGAUAUACAGCCUUUAGGAAGCGAUACACCUCUUGACAUUCCUGGGUAUCUGUGCUACAACUGCGGCAAGCGUGGACACCAUUUCCGAAAAUGCCCUCGACCAAUAAACUAUACCAAGGUCAAUAGCCACUCUGGUCGUUUAUCUAUACAUGGGGAGAGAGAUGCAAUGAAAGCGGGUAGAUUAUCACAACAACUGAAAGACGCUUUAGGUAUGACAUUGGAACAAGAUGAACCGCCCUAUUAUAGUCGAAUGCGAUACUAUGGAUACCCUCCUGGAUACAUAUCUUACACUAGCCAUUCACUGACUACAGAGACACCUUUGCUCAAAGUAUAUGAUGGCGAUUGCGUAAUACACACACAAGAUGGAGGGCGGCAGGGUAGAUCGCAAUCAGCGCCUACGUAUUCUGUCCACUAUCCUGGGCUUUACACCGAAAAUGAGUAUCAUGCACUUGAAGCAGUAGACCAAUCGACAUCCUAUGUGUCUGGCCAGACGCAAGCUCUUCAGCAGCAAUGGGAUGAAUACUACUACAAUCAAUACCAGUACUAUCAACAAAUGUAUUAUACCUCAGAACCACUACCACCACUGCCACCGCCUAGCUUGGAACCUUCUAUACAAACCACCCCUAAUGCGGACUCUUUGAAUACACACAUGAGUUACAGCAGGCAGGCGGGUAAUGACAACGAAAGUGAUGAUAUGGACAUAUCCUCUGGAGACGAAAGUUGA
This is a messenger RNA of Mucor velutinosus, 1167 nucleotides long. RefSeq lists its product as uncharacterized. Gene Ontology annotation, molecular function: zinc ion binding; RNA binding. The transcript has 2 exons. Gene Ontology annotation, cellular component: catalytic step 2 spliceosome. The record is from RefSeq and is a predicted model, not a curated record. Bases 1 to 1167 code for a protein of 388 amino acids. NCBI's taxonomy places the organism in Eukaryota, Fungi, Mucoromycota, Mucoromycetes, Mucorales, Mucoraceae.